Messenger RNA from Drosophila elegans, 2150 nucleotides. RefSeq lists its product as uncharacterized. NCBI's taxonomy places the organism in Eukaryota, Metazoa, Arthropoda, Insecta, Diptera, Drosophilidae. The coding region runs from base 544 to 2100 and encodes 518 amino acids. The transcript has 5 exons. The record is from RefSeq and is a predicted model, not a curated record.
GUCGCCAAGGAUACGCCGUUCAGUUAUUUGUUGUGCAACGUUGUUCGUGGCAACAACGAUACGUCGAGCAGGAGAAGGACCUGUGCCGUGUGGAGAAUUUGAAUGCGAACGGAGCGAAAGGCUUUCAGUGCCAGGCUCGAUUCGAGUGCCAGCGACAGGGACAGCAGCAUUAGCACCUGUCUAGAUCUAGAAACAUUUCUAUAUACCCGUAUAUUAUCCGGCCGGUAGGCGGCAGCGCAGUCAGCGCCGACUGCGACGACGACGUCGCUGCCCAGCUCACCUUACAUAGCAGCAAAUUCAAAUUUGAACUUCAGUCAAGUGUCAAAGCUCAAAGGAUUAGCAUGUCCUUGCAGCUGCAGCAUGUGUGAACCAGUGAAGCUCGUUCAGCAACAACACAAUCGUUAGAACCAAAUUACCCACUAAACUGCCAAAAACUGAAAGAAACGCGCCAGAAACGCAAGAGGAUCACUUGCAAAGUGUAACAUAACUGCCACACUUGGAGAAAAUAUCUAGAGUGCCAAUUAUCGAGAGAGAGGUUUUUCAAUGGGGCAAAGGAACAUGGCGCCGCAACAGCAGAACUCCACAUUCAUCGAUGAUAAUAUGGGCAGCUGUCCAUCGCUGCUAAAUCUACCCGAAAGCCCCAUUCUUCCACCGCGACGAUGUCAAAAUCAAGACACCAACAACAAUAAUAAUAAUAAUAAUAAUAAGCAGGCUGCAUUCGAGGAGCGUUUGGUGGAUGAGUCGGUGGGGGAGCCACCAUUAGCACCACCUAAAGCACCACCACCACCACCAUUAACUCGGCAAGCGUGCAAAAAUAAACACGGCAGGGAAAACGGAAACGUUGGCCAGGCCAGUCGUCGCCACCGUUCCAUUUCCCUCUAUGGCGUUAAUAGCACAGUGGAGCAAGGCCACAAGGAAAUCCCCAUCUGGAUGGACGAUGGCGAGGCGCGUUACGUAUCGGGAGUGACGAACAAAACGACUUGCGAUGACAUAAUCAAGGCCCUGAUUGAUGACGAACUGAGCAACGGCGAUGGGUAUUUCGGCGGCAUUAAUCCGAAAGAUGGCGGCCAGAGGAAUACGGCGGCAGCAUCGCGUGACUACGGCGAUUACAUUAUAACGGAAAGUUGGGGCGGCAUAGAGCGGAGCUACGAUGGCAACAUGGCCAUUUUGCCCGUUUGGCGCGCUUGGAGUCGUGUACACAAUGAGCUCCGCAUAUCUUUGAAACAUCGUGAUAACUUCAGAGAUCCCCAGGCCAUGCAAUUAGUACCCCAUACACAAGACACCACAAGUUUUUCCAUGAUCAAGUGGCUUAAGAAACUACUGCAUUUUAAAAAGGGGAAAAAAAUAAUGCCAAAACCUACCAAGACACCGCCAAAAGUGCCCAAUAAAUUGAAGGAGAAGAGUUUGCUUGGUCAAAAGCAAUCGAUGGCCGAUGAUUUGGUACUGGUUAUAAUGCCAGACCAACUUUAUAGGGGUACGGAAAGUGCAGCCAAGGCCAAGCUAUAUAAACUGGCCGAGAAUCGGGUUUCCAAGCAACGACGUCGAAGGCGAAGUCGCCACGAGGUAACCAAAGCUUCGAUAGAAACAUUUAAGACUGCGAUUCCCAGCGAAUGCAACAACAACAACAACUAUAAUAACUGCAUAAGGAGGCGAAAGGAUAAGCCAAUGCGUAAUAGUGUUCGCAAUAAACUGGCAUCCCUUCAUGCCGAUAUGAAUGUUCGCUAUGAAAAGGAGUACGCAUUGACACGUCAGUUAUCGGAAAAGUGUCGAUUAUAUCGAUUGCAAAACGAACGGUACAAGGGACCGGAAAUGGAGGUAUCGGUCGGGCAAUUGCAGCGAAAUAUCGAGGCUUAUGCGGAGGACAUCAUUAAAACCGAGCACGAACUGCUCGAACUGAAGAACGAUAUCAGACACGAUAUAUCACUGAUUAACAAUUUAAAACGUCUGACUUUGGAGGAAACGACGACUGACACUGUCUCGGUACCACAACCCUCACAAGAAGUGAAAAAUACCCCUCAAGUUGCUAAAAGUAUGCAGGAAAUGCAGUUUGUUGAUAAUAUUUACGAGUUUUGCGAUAAUAAUGCCAGUAUGCUGGUGUAAUUAUAAAUAGUUGUAUUUUGUUAAGUUUUCUAUUAAAUAAAUAUACAAAU